Molecule: messenger RNA, 940 nt
Organism: Raphanus sativus (radish)
Lineage: Eukaryota; Viridiplantae; Streptophyta; Magnoliopsida; Brassicales; Brassicaceae
Exons: 7
Coding region: 1-909 (302 amino acids)
Source: RefSeq, a predicted model, not a curated record
AUGGCGGUGAAAACUGACAUGAGCAAGGCUUAUGACCGAAACAAAUGGAGCUUCUUGGAUAGAGUUCUUGGGAGACUCGGUUUCCACCCUGCUUGGAUCUCAUGGAUCAUGGAGUGUACCCGGACAGUCUCGUACUCCUUCUUGGUAAAUGGAGCGGCACAAGGGAAGGUAAGGUUAAUGUCUGUUCUUGUUUCGUCUGUCUACUUUUCGCUUUGUGCAUUUGUGGUUGAAGAAGGAAGUUGUUGCAGGCGAGCCAGCUCUAAAACAAAUCAGGAAAGAGGAAUUUACGUCAAGCAUUUCAAAAACAUUCCUAUGGCCGACAUGGAGAUUGUGCUUCCUGAGAAAAGAAAUCCUGGACUGACUCCAAUGGAUUGGGUCAAAUUUCUGAUAUCUGCCGUAGUGGGUCUGGUUGCCGUGGUUACUUCAGUUGAGAUGCCGAAAGCAGAUCCAUGGGUAAUCUUUGCAGUUCUCUCCACAGUGGUUGGUUAUUGUGCCAAAACAUACUUCACUUUCCAGCAGAACAUGGCAACGUACCAGAACUUGAUAACACAAUCCAUGUAUGAUAAACAACUAGACAGCGGGAAGGGAACGCUAUUACACUUGUGCGAUGACGUUAUUCAGCAAGAAGUAAAAGAGGUGAUGAUUUCCUUCUACAUACUAAUGGAGCAGGGGAAAGCUACCUUGGAGGAUCUGGAUCUGAGAUGUGAGGAACUGAUAAAGGAAGAGUUUGGUGAGAGGUGUAACUUUGAUGUGGAUGAUGCAGUCCAGAAGCUAGAGAAGUUGGGGAUCGUUGCCCGUGACACCAUUGGAAGGUACUACUGCAUGGGGCUGAAGCGAGCCAACGAGAUCAUAGGGACCACCACCGAGGAGCUUGUCCUGAAGGCCAAACAGGGCGUCACUCCUUCUUGAACUUACUACCUUCUCUUCUCUUCUCUUCUCU